GUUCCAAUUCGUUUUAUCUCGGGCAAGUUUUUAUAUCCUUCUUGUCUUCCGUGAUGCAACGACUCCGAGAUUCCGAAUUAUCACGCUGUCCUUCGGAAGUUUUUGAGAUCAUAUGUAAACUUGGCAAAGGCUCCUACGGGAGUGUUUUCAAGGCUCGUUAUAAGGCUACCGGUGGCAUCGUCGCCGUGAAAAAAGUUCCCGUAGAUAGCGACCUCACGGAUAUCGUCAAGGAAAUUUCCAUUAUGCAACAGUGCGACAGUCCGUUUAUCGUCAAGUGUUAUGGGAGCCUGUUUGAUAGCCAAGACUUGUGGAUUUGCAUGGAGUACUGUGGCGCCGGAUCCAUCGCAGACAUCAUGCGAUUACGCGGCAGAACAUUAAACGAAGACGAACUCGCCACUGUGCUUCACUACAGCCUGAAGGGAUUGGAUUAUCUACAUCAGAUGCGCAAAAUCCAUCGGGACAUUAAAGCGGGUAACAUUUUGCUCCUAAAUUCCGGAACAGCAAAGUUGGCCGAUUUCGGUGUGGCUGGCCAGCUGUCUGAUACUUUGGCCAAAAGGAACACAGUCAUCGGCACUCCUUACUGGAUGGCACCCGAAGUCAUCCAAGAAGUCGGCUACAAUUACUCAGCCGAUAUCUGGUCGUUGGGUAUCACUGCUAUCGAGAUGGCGGAUGGGAAGCCUCCUUUGGCUGACAUCCAUCCUAUGCGUGCUCUUUUCAUGAUUCCAAGCCAGCCUCCACCAACACUACGUAAGCCGAAUGUCUGGUCCAUCCAGUUUCGUAACUUUGUGGCUUCGUGUCUCGCGAAGUCUCCAGAAAGUCGUCCCACGGCGGCAGCUCUAUUGCAGACGGAAUUUAUCCGGAGUUCAAAAUCGUGUUCCAUUUUGCUACCAUUGAUAGAUGAAGCAAACGCAGCUCGAGAGAAACGCUUGAUUGAAUCAAAAGCAGCCAUUCUAGCGAGUAACCAGCCCAGCGUUCAAGGUGAGCUAGACGAGAAAAAUGAAGAAACCAAAGGGUCCGCUGACGACACUGCGCGUGACGACUGUCUAGAGGAUGACAGUGGAACCGUGGUACUGCAACAUACCCUCAACACAAAGCACAAAGAAAGCCCGAACGGCGUAGACGGGUGCGCUACUCUGGUUUCUGCAGACACUGGAACCUCCACCGGCAGUCGUGGCCCUUCCGAUUCAGGUGGGCGCACAUCCUCCCGGUUCCAAUAUGAUGAAGACGAUCUUGGAACCAUGGUGAUCAACCCCAGUGAAGAUGAGGACAGCGGCUCAGUGGUUGUACACGACACGGAGGGUUCUCUCUGUCUAGACGAGCAAGAGCUGGAAAGACGCGAGGCACUCGAAUUACUGGAUGCAGCUGUCCCGGCUGGUUCAGGCGGUACGUUGACACGAAACGCACUCAACCCCGAGGCUAUACUUCGAAGCGGGCAGCGUGGUAUAAGUGACGUUGAACCUUCGCCUCUGGGACAGCCAUUAGGAGCUCAACGCCCAUUCGCUCCAUUUUCACGUGCUUUGCAACCGAAUGGUCUCUUCCCCGGUGGACUGGCCAGUGAGCCUGGCGCACUUAACCGGCUUUCUUAUUCUGAACUGCAACAGCUUUUGAGCACGCUGACUGUGGACUUGGAAACGGAGCUCAGAAAUUUAGCUGUCCGAUAUCGGCACAAACGACAACCUUUGUUGGACGCGAUUGCUGAAAAAACUGCCCUGGUAACUGAAGCAAAAUUGUUGGAAACCGGCUAUUCAAGUCCGAACAAACUACCUCUGCCUACCUCCACGUAACACCAGAAGGCGCAUCAGUGGCAAUCAUCAGUGUCUUCCAGUUAGAGAAUAUGUUGCUACAAUGUGACUUAUACUUUAUAUCAUUUCACUCCAGUGGCUUUUGUCUUAUGUCUCCCAGUCGCUUUAAGUCAUCUGCAUUUCCAUCACCGCAGCCAUCACAGAAUCUAAAAACAAUACAGCGAAUUGUGCAGCUCUCAAACUAUUUGUUUUUCUUUCGCGUUGCAACAUUGAACCAUUCCAAACGGAGCUCACCAUCUUGCACGUCCACAAUCCAGG
Molecule: messenger RNA, 2060 nt
Organism: Dicrocoelium dendriticum
Lineage: Eukaryota; Metazoa; Platyhelminthes; Trematoda; Plagiorchiida; Dicrocoeliidae
Source: the annotation of a GenBank genome assembly